AACAAAAACCUCAAUAGAGCAACCAAACAAAACCCCAAACCCAUACACGAAGCAGCUCCAUCCCUACUCCUAGUUCCACUACCACAGACCACAUGGCUCCCUCCAAAACCCAACCACCACCACCAGAGCACCACCCCUACAUCCCAUUACCCCACGACCAAAGCGACAACGUUCUACCAUCUUCUUACUCCUCCCAGCUCCCUCAACGCAGCACAACCAUUCUUCUCACUCUUCUCCUCCUCCUCCUAUCUUCCUCCCUCUACGUCUUCUGGCCCUCCGAUCCCUCCCUCAAGAUCGUACGGCUCAAGCUGAAGAGAGUCCACGUGCACACCCGGCCGCGCGUUACCAUCGACCUGUGCAUGGCAGUGAGGAUCAAGGUCCGGAACGGCGACGUUUACUCGAUGGACUACGAUGCGCUGGAGGUCGGGGUUGGCUACAGAGGGAAGAGGCUGGGCCAGGUGAGGUUCCAGCAGGGACACGUGAGGGCUUUUGGGUCAUCUUACGUUGACGCUGAGGUGGAGUUCAAUGGGGUCGGAGUGUUUUCCGACGUGGUGCUCCUCCUGGAGGACUUGGCCAAGGGAGCCGUACCGUUUGACACUGUUACGGAGGUCCGGGGGAAGCUCGGCGUCCUAGUCUUCCACUUCCCUUUGCAGGCAAGAGUAUCGUGUGAAGUUUUGGUAAACAUGGUGAAUCAAACAAUUUUUCGUCACAAAUGUUAUGAGUGAGGAAUUUGGGCACCUGCGCAUUGUUUCAGUAUAGAGGUGGUUGCUAUAUGUGCCAUGUAAAUUAUACCCUUAUAGUACCCGCUUUUCGUUUUAGGUAUGGAAAGGGUAAAAGGCUUUGGGGGUGUGAAAUUUGCAACAUGCACACACUGUCGAUCAUAUUGUAUAUAUUCGUCUCUUAAUUUGUAUCAUCAUUUCGAAGGUCUACUUGUAUGUACCAUAUAUACUUUUUUAUUACCCCGACUUUCCUUA
Rosa rugosa (rugosa rose) is the source of this 974-nucleotide messenger RNA. RefSeq lists its product as uncharacterized. The record is from RefSeq and is a predicted model, not a curated record. Gene Ontology annotation, cellular component: plasma membrane. NCBI's taxonomy places the organism in Eukaryota, Viridiplantae, Streptophyta, Magnoliopsida, Rosales, Rosaceae. The transcript is spliced from 3 exons. The coding region runs from base 93 to 725 and encodes 210 amino acids.